Lymnaea stagnalis (great pond snail) is the source of this 17900-nucleotide messenger RNA. The record is from the annotation of a GenBank genome assembly. NCBI's taxonomy places the organism in Eukaryota, Metazoa, Mollusca, Gastropoda, Lymnaeidae.
AUGUUGUUUUCUCACUCUUCAGGUGUGUUCACCAGGGAACCCAAAGAAGUUUUUGAUUUCUUAUGCAAAUUGAUAUCUCAAGCAAAAAGAAAAUGUAAGUUACACAUUUCAGUCUCCUAUAUUGGUCCAGUUUGCAAGAAGUAUUAGGUCUAAGAAAGGGGAGGGACAAUGUGAACACCAGUUUACUAGUGCCUGAUACAUAAUAAUAAUAAAGUUUAUUUGAAAAUCACGCUUCAUCCCCAAAGGCUCGAAGCGCAGUACAAAGUCAACCAUAUUAAAAGAGAAAUGCAAAAAAUCUAUAUUAUACCACAUUGAAAUACAAAACGCAACAUUACAAAAACUACAUACAAGAAUACCCAUUCUAAGUCUUUCAUCCCUUGCAACCAUAAACAACACAGGCCAAUAUACAUCUAGGAGAUAAUAGUUUCAGCCAUGAGGUAGAUAAUACAGAUUUAAAAGAUUUGUUACUCUGAAAAUUUUGACUGUGUACAAUAAAGUGUUAGUAAAAGAGUAUGUGAGGAAGUAUUUAUAUUUGGUAAUAGAAGCGGCUGGAAAAAUGUGACUUACAUAUUUUAUAAUACAAAAUCAAAGUAAUUGUGCCAUCACAGAAUUAAAUAUUUUUCUGCAGGACUUAUGUAAUAUUUAUUAUAUUUUAAAUUGUCGGUUGUCAGGUGCUAUUGUGAUGUACUUGUAAUUUCAAAGCAUGAAAUGUCAACUAUUUGCAUUUGUGGUGAACAUUUGGGAGGGUUGAUUGGAUAGAGCAGUGAAAAUUAUUAGCACUUUUGCCUUUUGAUUCUUCAUACUGCAUGUAGUUGCAGUAAUACCAUUCAGAUUCCUUUAACAAGCAAAGAGGCUGGUGACCCCAGAAAUGGCCGGCAAUCUUUGUUUCUAAUUAAUAUCUUAAACAGAUGGUGUUACCUUGCUGUUUGAUCAUUAUGUAACAUUGUGAUUAUAGACUUUGUCCACCUUGAUUACCAUAGUUUAAAACUUCAUUCGGUGCUCUAAUAAUUUAGUCAGCAUUGACUACAAAAAGGUCAAAAGAAAUCUGAAUUUAUUAGCAAAAAACAAAAGAAAUUUGUUGUUAGUAGCAAACAACAAUAACACAAAGGUUGACAUGUUUAUGUCUGAAAAGCCUUUGUUAAUGAAAGAUUUAAUUAACAUCCUUGAAUAGUAAGGCAAGAACCAACAAACUUUCUAUUAAUUAUUUGUUAAACAUAUAGCUGAUUAAUGGGUUUUGUUUUUGGCAGCAACUGGCAUUUCUCUGGAUCCAAUCUACAAAUGCAUGAACCGCACCAUCCUUUUUCAACUGUCUCGGCCCAUUGACUCUGUGGCCAGUCAGGCAGGUGUUCUGGAUGCCCUGCAUGUUCUUACAAACAACAGAACUUUGGUGUUUGGUCCAGGAAACCAUGAUAAUGAGUUUUUGGGCUGUUUGUGCUAUUGCCUGCUACAGCUGACCGAUGAUCCUGAAUCAAGGUCAGUUGUUAAAAUUAACCAUUGCCUUACCUGACCAAAAAAAAAUCUGGAUAUUCAAAAGGAACUGAUUGCUUUUGCUAAAAAUAACAUAAGCAUUUGAUUACAUCCCAAGGAUGCUGGAUGUUUGAAUCAAAUAUUGAAAGGAAUCCAAUGAUCAGUACCCUAAUUCCCCCUAAAGAAAAAAUAAAUAUUGAAAUAUUUACAGCUGACCUCUUCACUCCUUCAGUGUUACAUUCUCUGGUGCUACAUUCUCUGGAUAAACGUGGCUUAAGUUAAACUGAAAAUAUAUUCGUAAGCUCAUAGUGAUUUACUGAGGAGAAUUUUUAAAGUAAUAAAUGUCUACAUUACUUAGCUGAGUAUAUCCCAGUGGUCCUCAUAACAAAUAAAAAUGUCAAGUUUAAUUAUGUUGACCGGCCAGGUUUAUUUUUUUUACCUUGUCUAUAGUGGUGCUAACCUAAGUGAACCCAAGCCUAGAGCAACCACUUGGCAUGUCAACCCAGAGAUCCCUCCAGAUACAGACGCCAUGUUGAUUGAGAACCCAGGGGAAGAUAAUGAAGGGAGAAAUACAGUUUUGAGCCCUGCCCUCAGGCAAGGAAUGCAACUUGUCUCAACUGCUGCUAAAAGAGUUUGGGAUGAACUCUACAUUUAUAAGAAACCGGUGAUUAGUUUUUUUUUAAAUGUCUAUACUCAAAUAAUUAAAGAAUCAUUAACAAAUAGUAAAUUAAAUUCUACUUCUUUGGUUUAUAAAUUUUUAUUAUCUUAGAAUCUUCUAACCAUUUUUAAAGCUAGCUAAUGAUUCUAUAAAUGUCAAAUCUAUUUUAUUUUUAAAAACCAAAUAAAUUACAUUUUGUUUAGAGAAGAAAUGAUACCAAUUAGAAAAUGUCUCUGUCAAGAAGAGAUAUAAAAGCCUAUCUUUCAACAUGCUACUGCUUAUAAAAAAAACAUGAGCUCUUCACCAUUUCAAUCAUUCUGAAAAAGGGGUUUAAAAAUGAGAUGCAUGUAGUUUGGUAGUGUACUAGAUAUCAUGUUUGCCUCAGACUCAGUGAGUCCAUCCUUCAACCCUUGUCUGUUUCAAAAUAUUCUUGUCGCCUUUGUUUCUUUAAAUCUUAUUUUUUUAAACGGAUUUUUCUGUAACUAAUGUUGUACAGAUUUCUUUUUUUAGAAUACAUCAAAUCAUAGAAAACAUUUCUGUUCAUGCAUCUGCAGGAAUGAAAAUAUGAAGCAAAUAAAAAGUGUUUUGUUCUCUUUCAUCUUAAUUAGAGAGGAUGCAAUGGGGCAUAGUUCUCUUUCACAUUAAUUAGGGGGAAUGGAAGGGUAUAUUUUUAUUUGUCAUUUUAUUAAGCAGAGAGGGUUUCCCACUUCACACACACACCUUGUUUGUUUUAAUUGUUUUUUCAGCUUGUUCCUAUUUUAACUUAGUCCACAAUGCAAUUUGGCUAGGCUUUAAUCUUUUUGAUUGACCAUAUUUCAGGCCCUAGAAGACGUCUUUAGGACUCAGUUAAACAGUAGCAGUCCAACAAAGACCAUAGCUCCACCAGAUAUUAAUGCUGUUAGGUAAGCUUAAUUUGGAUGCUCUAUUCAAGAGUUAAAUUAAAAAUAAUAAAUUACAGUUGAACCCGGUUAUGUCGCCUGCCUAGGGGUUUGUCAAAAAGUGUCCAGAUAACCGAUGAUCGAGAAAAACAAAAACAAAUAUGACGGCAAUAAAUGACGGCAAUAUAUUAACAUGUGCUUGAAAUUUCCAUUAUACGGUUACUAUAACUAUAUUUAUAGUCUAUACAAGGCAGCGGCUCUCAAGACCAUGGAAAACUAAUAUACUCUACAGUUAAGAAGUAGCAACGAAAAUAAUUGUGUGGUUUGGGGGUCGCCACAACAUGAGCAACUGUAUUAAAGGGUCGCGGCAUUAGGAAGGUGGAGAACCACUGAUAAGGCAAGGCAUCCCCUUACUACUAAAAUACUGUUAAGUACUACUUAUUUUGAACUAUCAACUUUGGCAUGACUAAUUAAUUAAAGAUUUCCUUGACCAAUGCUUUAAUAGUUUUUGCACACGGUGAACUUUAAAUUGUGAAACUCUGAGAUAGUUGGCCUACUAUGGCAUAGCCAUUAUGCUAGUGACUGUGAAAGGCUGCCCAUAACAAUGUUUUGCACAAAGCAAAUUAUGAUAAUUUAUAAUAUGGACUAUGAACAAAGUAUGAUAAUUUUUAUUGGCUAGUCCAAAGAUUGCAUAGCGUUAAGAGGUAAAUUAAAAAAUCAAAAGGCCAUAUUUUUGCAGGAUCUCCAUUCCCACAAAAUAAACUUACACGAGUCAACACCUGGCAAUAUUGGACCAUACAUAUUACUGAAGCAUAAGUUAACACCCAAUUUAGGAAUUCUUUCACUCCUGUAUUUUGAGAAAUAAAUAAUUAUUUUCAAUUAUGCAAAAAAAUUUUUGUUGUUUGCUAUUUCCUCUGUGCGGAGAUCAAAAGCUGGUGAUUGGUCAUGUGUAUCGAGAUAACUGACGUUAAGGGGCAAAUUGUGCUCAAGAUAUUAGGGUUCGGCGACAUAAAAGAAUCAACAUAACCGAUGAGAAAAUGCUAAGACAAAGAGAGAAUUUGGUGGUUCCACUUCAAAAACGUCACCUUAAUAGGGUUGGCGAGUUAACUGAGGACGAGAUAAAUGGGUUAGACUGUAAUCUGUACACCCGGAAAUCUACAUUUGAAAAUGUCUUUAUAAUUGCAACACAAAUUGAACGCUUAAUUUAACAAAAUGCACCAAGUUAUUUAAUUUAUUUUUUUAACUUUAUUAAUAAAAAUGGGCCAUUUUCACAUGUUACAAAAUGAACAAAUUCCAACAAAUAUCAAAACUUUGAUUGAUGUGCUUUGGAAAAGUAUUGAAAAAUCAUCACAUAAUUAGGGGGCUCAGGUCACAAGAUAUUCAAUAAAAAAUUUUUUUAUCCUGACUUAUCCCUUGGCUCAAAACUAUAAAAAAUGAAUUAUAACAUCUUAAAGUUGUUUGAUUUCAUGUAGCUGUUAUUUUAUGUAAAAGUGUUAAUAAAUGUGUGCUAAGUAAUGACUUUUUAGUACCCAUAAACAAGCUCAAAUUGAAUGAUGAUAAGACUGAGCUGCUCCUCAUCGCGACCGCUCAGAAGCAAAAAUCUGCAAAUAACACGACAUCAAUUACUCUCUCAGGUGUGCGUAUUGAGUUAGCUCAAACAGUGUGGUACCUGGGUAUCUAACUAGAUAGAAGACUAACCUUGGAAAGUCGCAUUAACAUGCUAUGCAAGGCGAUUUUUCUAGAGCUGCGCAGGAUUAGUCACAUCGGGCCCUUCCUAACAAUUGACGCAACAAAGAGGCUGAUGUCUGCAUUUGUGCUACCACGCAUGGACUAUUGCAAUGCUCUCAUGGUGGGUCUUCCAGCUACGCUCCUAGAUAAAAUUAAAAUAGCACAGAAUAAUGCGGCUCGCAUUGUUCUUCGCAAAAGCAAGUUCGACUAUGCUAAAACACUUCUGAGAGAGCUGCACUGGCUGCCGGUCCGUGCUCGCAUAGAGUACAAAAUCGCAACGUUGUGCUACCGCUGCUUACAUGGCCUGGCGCCGUCCCAUCUGAAAGAGCUGCUGACGCCUUAUGUACCCACUAAACAACUCUGCUCAUCCGACAGUGGCAAACUCUCGACACCACGUGUUCGCCUAGAGACUUACGGAAAGCGCACUUUCGGAUUUUCUGGUCCAACAAUUUGGAACGCCCUUCCAGUCAAUCUCAGAAACAACCAGACACUGGAGUCCUUUAAAACCGAUUUAAAGACACAUCUAUUUUGCAAACACCUUCUGGGAUGAUUGUCUACCAUAUUUUCCAUUUAAUGCAUAUUGGCUGUGUUGCUUAGGGUUGAAAUGGGUAGAAAGACUUUGACUUGGUAUGCUUGUAAUUAGUUUUUGUAGUGUUGCGUUUGUUUUAAAUGUGGUAAAUUAUUAUUUUUUAAAUUUUUUUUUUACUUUGUACUGCGCUUCGAGCCUUUGGGGAUGAAGAGUGUUUUUGAAAUAAACUUUAUUAUUAUUACGCCCUUUAAAAAAUUGUGUACAAUUUUAUAGACUGCUGAUUCAGGAGGCAGCAUCCAAGAUUUGGGUCAGUUACGCAGAAAAUGAACGGAAAUCCUCUUUCUUGCAAAUUGACAAGUUACAGAACCAGAUUCAGUCUGUAAGUUUUUAAACUUAUUUUCAAGUUUAAUCAUAUCUUUUUAAAAUUUCAGUUGCAUAACAAAAAUUAAUUAUCAACAAAAAUUUGGUAUAAUUAUAUUUAAAUGAUUAUUUCUUAUCCAUUUCUUGGUUACCCUGUGCAUUUUUCAGAUCUUUUUUUCUUUCUUAAUGGGUGUUAUUUAUAUGAUCAUCAAGACAUUUUUUGAUCAGCACAAUUUUUCAUGUGUUAGUUACACAGUACUAGUAAAUCACUUGGCACAGGUGAUGUAUGGCUGCGUAAAUUUGUGUUGAUUUCAUAAAGUAAUAAAAAUAUUACUUUGGUAAUAUUGCUGUGAUAUUUCUUUAGAAACUACAAAAAGUGGGCAGUGGCAUGAGUGGUGUACUGCGUAUGGCAUCAAGGAGAACCAAGAGAGAUUUACCAUUGAAGUCAUCUCCUGUUUCAAAUGUUCAUGUGAAUGUAAGUCUGGUAGACUGCUUCUCAUGUGAGUAACCUGGUAGAAAUGUUAUAGAAAUGUCCAUAGGGCCACUCAUUGAUUUUUCUUCAAUUAUUCUUUAUAGAUUCUAUCAGGUGAAGACAAUUUUAAUGUUAAAUCUAUAGAAAAUCAAAUAAUGAGUUGUUUUUAUCCAUUUUUAAGAAAUGCAUUGCAAGAAUGGAGAUGUUUUUAAUAAUAUUUGAUUUUUUGAAAGCAGUAGUAGAUCUGCCCUGCUCUGGUUUCAAAAAAAUAAAUCUUCAUUUUUAUCUUUCAUUUUAAGGACUUUCAUCAAGCUACAAUCACUCAUGUAGUUCUUGUAAAAAAUGUGGUGCUGUUCCAACACGGGCAGUAUGUUCAGGUAUGAGAUGGGUUUAAUUCAUGAUUUUGUAUGUGCUAGAUAUCUUAUAAUCUCUGUAGUUAGUUACAUUUUGCUACUUUGAGUGUCCUUACUUACAUUAUGAGUUCCAGUAAACUUAGAUUAACUUAAGGACUUUUAUAAUCAUGCAUUCAUAAAAUUAAAUUAAUUAAACCCCUUUUUUUUUAACGUCCUCUGAAUAAAUUAUAGUCCCAGAAGCACCUGGAAAAGUAUUUGCUAGAUGACUGGAACCAAGUGGAAAAGGAACUGCUUAGAGUACGCAGUCUUUGGGGACCCCAAACAGGAUCAAGGUUGGACAAGAUGGUUCUAGAUGUAACAGAAGGUAGGCAUUCAAAAAAGGAGAGGGAUAUACUAAAAUAAAUGCUUGCAUAUGAUUGUUUCCUAUUUGUUUUAAUUUGUAUCUUUAAAAAAUUCAAUAUUUUUACAUCACUAUAUUUGCUUUGACAUUUUAGCUAAUUUAAUUUUAACAAGAAAUUCCAAGAUGUUAAAUAUUGUGGGUAUUUCUUCUGUGAUAGUUACCUAAAAUCUUUUCUUCCAUCAAAGGUCCUUUCCGAAUGAGAAAGAAAAUGAUGAAAAAUGAUGUGUUUUAUGUUCACUAUCCAUAUCGGCCUAAUUUGGAAGACAGUGUAAGUUGAAAAUAUUUUUACUACUUUUGAUUUUAUACAAUAGAGCUAUUUAGGUAGGUUAUUUAAAACUGUUGACCAAUUCUUGGUUUAUUUUGUCUUUAUUAACAGCCUUUGAGAUACAAGGUGGCUAUCAGCUUUGACAGUAAAGAAUAUUACGAACAUUUCUGGCCACAAGGGAUACUGUGUAUGGAGGCAGCCCCUAUACAGAAGACCUCAGAUGCUGAUCUGAUAAAUACAUACACAGAGAUCAGCUCUGGAUCUCCAGAAGGUAUAUAUAGUGUAAAUUUCUUUAGUAUUAAUUAUCUGGCACAUCAUCAGGAUUUGAAUUUACUAAAACUCAUUUUUAUUUAAAACACACUUUCCUUGAACAUUUUUAAAAAUCGGUUAGAAUUUUAAAAAUUAAAAUGAUAAUUAUGUUCACAUGGGGUUAGACAAUUAUCUUUCAGUCAUCAAGCUAAAAAAAAUAGCUAUAAUUUUAAAUAUUUUUGUUUCAGCUUUUUAUCACUUAGGGUAAAUGAAGUCUCAAGUACUCCCAAGUAUAAUAUUAAUUAAGGUGUUCAAGAAAAGGGUAAAUUUAGUCCUAAGUACUCCCAAGUCAAAUAUUAAUUAUGGUGUUCAAGAAUAGGGUAAAUGAAGUCCUUAGUACUCCUAAGGCAAAUAUUAAUUAUGGUGUUCAAGAAAAGGGUAAAUUUAGUCCUAAGUACUCCCAAGUCAAAUAUUAAUUAUGGUGUUAAAAAAUAGGGUAAAUGAAGUCCUAAGUACUCCCAAGUCAAAUAUUAAUUAUGGUGUUCAAGAAUAGGGUAAAUGAAGUCCUAAGUACUCCCAAGUCAAAUAUUAAUCAAGGUUUUAAGAAUUAUGUCAUGCCAGUUACGGGCCACUCAUAAUAAAAUACAAUUUUUAAAAAAAUUUAAUUGAAAUGAAACAAAAUGUAUUUUUUGAAUAAAACUGAGAUUGAUCAUUAUUUCUAAAAGCAGGGCAUUUUUAAUCUCACCUCAAAAUAUUCAAAUUGACAAUUUUGUACAUUUGAAGGCCACACAACAUUGCCAUAUUGGUCAUACUUGCUCCAGAGCACCUCAGAAGGACAAAUUUGAUGAAUGUAAAAAUGAAAUGAACUAGUUUUCAUGUCAUCACUUAUUUAAUGGAGAUAUGAUUUAAUCUAUUAGCUUAUAAACUACCAAGAAUUUAAAAUAUCCAAAAGUGUAACUUUUGUUUUCUUAUAUUUUAGAUGUAAACAAUCUGAAGAAAUUGUUGCCCAGAGCAAGCCGUUCAAAGUCUACAGGGGAAGAUGAGGACAAUGAUGACAACAACCUUUACUCACAACAAGUUGAACUUGAGAGGUCAGAGAGUACUGUAGAAAGAGCUGACAGUGUUGUGGAGCGGUCAGAAAGUGAAGGUCAGGGUGACAGCCAAAGUGACCCCACCAAUGAUGUUAGUUCCUCACCUACAACAAAAGCAGACAAUCAAACUAUUCUCCAUUUCAUAGGUGAAAAGGAAAGGGUGAGUUCACAUAUACUUUUAGAGUUCAGACUCUCAUGUUAUUUAAAUAAUAAAAUCUAAAACUAAAAGACAAUUUUGAGUAAAGUACAUUAAUUAUACAGUGACACACCCCAACCCCCUCCUUCCCUCUUUCUAAACUUAACAAGUUCAUUACUUUAAAACAAACCUAGUAUUUGUGUAUUUAUUUAUUACUGAAUUACCCUGCUUAAAAAAGAUUUACUUUAAAAAAAUUCAGUUUCCAUUAUAAAUAUAUUUUUUAUGUAUUUGAUUAGCAAAGAACAGUUUUCUUUUUUAUUCAUUUACUGAUUUAAAAUAAAUUAUUUUGAGCAAUAUCGAAUCAAUUUUUAAUAUUUUAUAUACUCAUUAGUAUGCAACAAUAAAGUUAAUGAAGAUAACAUUUAAUUCAUUGAAAUGAAUCUAUUGCUUAGUAUAAUACAGUUUGGUGCACAUAAUCCAGAUUUUGUUUCUAACUCUAUUGAAUUUAUUAGACACAUCUUCACAGACACAUAACAGAAUUUAUUCUUUUUAUAUUUAUAAAUAUAAUAUUUAUUGUUUUAAAGACAGGUUAAUUCAAGUCAUAUGUUAUUUUCAGAUAAGCCACAUGUUUAGAUGUGCCAGAAUCCAAGGCUUGGACACUGCUGAAGGCCUGUUGUUAUUUGGAAAAGAGCAUUUCUAUGUCAUUGAUGGUUUCACAUUACUCAGGACUAAGGAAAUCAAAGAUAUUGACUCACUGCCGUAUGAGUACGUAAAUGCACUAAUUCAUCUUAUAUGCACUGGCUCAUUUUGUUUUUAAGGUUAUGUUGCUAUUAGUAAUCUCUAUUGUAAUUGUAUAAGCUGGACAUAUAAAAUUGGGUGUUAAUCGGAUGGCAAGCUGUUCAUUGAAAUGUGUUUUAUCCCGUGACUUUAUAUAAAGACAAAAUUACUUAUUAUUAUUAUUAAAUGCUUAUAAAAGUCUGUGUUAUUCAUGCAGGAUCCAUGACCCAAUCAUUCCUAAAUCCUCGAUGGGAGCAGGCAGUUACCUCAAGCGCAUGUAUGUUUAUUGGUAUUGUAUUUUUUAUAACUAAGUAAAAAGCGUAAAAAUUAACACCAUCAUUAUUUGUGACACGAUUUGCUACUUUUCUGUACCUAUUUUGGAACAUUUAUAUUUAAUGUUAUCUUUCUUAUUUGACACAGUUUUUCUGCAGUUUAUGUGAUGGCUUGAAUUUUUUUUAAAAUAUUUUUUUUAGGUACAGUAGAUUUGCUUAUGAUGACAUCCGAGAAGUUCACAAACGCAGAUACUUGUUACAGCCUAUUGCAAUUGAAGUGUUUUCAGGAGAUGGCAGAAAUCAUCUCUUAGCCUUUCCACGCAAGAUAAGAAACAAAGUUCUGACCAAGUGAGUAUAAACAUUUAAAUUUGAAAAAUGAAGUAAAUGUUUAAAUAGAAAUUAACUAGGCAUAAAAAAUAAUUGCAUUAAAAAUGUUAAGAAAAAAACAAGAAUUUAGCAAUAAUGCUUCUGUUUUUAUUUGAAACUUGACAGGUUCUUGUCAGUAGCCACUGCCAUGACCGAUAAUGCACAACACUCUGUGUCAGGUCAAAGGCAGAAUGCUAAAGUAGAAACAGGGUAAGACAAGACUAGAUUUGUUGCCUGGUUCAUGCCUUAAGCUGAACAGAAGUAUUAAUUAUUUGGAAAGUUUAGUGUGAUAGUGGCACACCAUUAAUAUAAGAAAUGACUUUCCACACUCCACAUAACUAUGUGUUAUCUUCUUUGUGACUUCAGUUAAAAUUACAUUUCAUUUCCAUUAGCCCUUUCAUGGGCAGUUUUCUAAAGUAAUUAUUCAUUGAAUUUGUGAGUGUACCUUUGAAUGAAUGAAUUGAUCCAGUUAUAAUCAGAAAGGCUCCACAAAUAUUUCAAAAAGAAAUGCUUUGAGAAAUUAUAAAUUAUCUACUAUUUUUAGAAAAAAGUUACUACAGAUAAACAUAAUAUUUCAGAGGUGGUAUCAUCAGUAACUUAAUUGGAGAAAAAUCUGUCACACAGAGAUGGGAAGUAAGUUUGAACUAUUUUGUACUCAUUGUAUGCCUAAAGAUUUUAUUCCAUGAAAUUGGUUACAUUAGUUUUAUAUUUUGUAGUUUAGUUACAUUGCUGUGGGUAUAAAUGAAAUUCUAGGUGCAUGUUGUGUGUUAGGUUGUUUCAGUUUAAAAUAUUUCUUAAUGUCUUAUUUUUGUUUUCCACUAAAAGAAAGGAGAAAUCAGCAACUUUCAGUACUUAAUGCACCUGAACACUUUGGCAGGAAGGUCUUACAAUGACCUUAUGCAAUAUCCUGUGUUCCCUUGGAUCAUUGCCAACUAUGACACUGAGGUUGGUGAGACAUAUUUCAUGUUAUACGCACAUAAUUAAAGAUAAACAGCUUGGGUCAAAUCUGUUGAGCAUAUAAUAGUAGCAAAUUAGGUUUGAAUUUGAAAUGCAUUCCUUGAUAGAAUAUUUUAUUUCAACCAGGACCUUGACCUUUCCAAAGCUUCAAAUUUCCGUGACCUUUCAAAACCAAUGGGGGCUCAAACACCUGUCAGGCUGCAACAAUUUCAAAAGAGAUAUAAUGAAUGGGAUGAUCCCCAAGGUGAGUCAACAAUUUCAAAAGAGAUAUAAUGAAUGGGAUGAUCCCCAAGGUGAGUCAACAAUUUCAAAAGAGAUAUAAUGAAUGGGAUGAUCCCCAAGGUGAGUCAAUAAUUUCAAAAGUGAUAUAAUGAAUGGGAUGAUCCCCAAGGUAGGUGAGUCAAUAAUUUCAUUAUACAACAAAUUCCAACACUAUUUGAUCUGAUUUAAUGUCAGAGAGGUCUUUUUUCAAUUUUUAUUUUGUCUUCAUAUAGUUAAUUGAAUUAAUUCUUGAUAUGUUUUUAAUCUUACAAUAUUUCAAACCAACAGCACAAAAAUUUAAAAAAAUGAAAAUUCUUUAUCAUCUUUAGGAGAGACACCACCUUACCAUUACGGUACCCACUAUUCUUCAGCCAUGAUUGUAGCCUCUUAUCUUGUACGCAUGGAGCCAUUCACUCAACAUUUUCUCAAACUUCAGGCAAGUGUCUACUGACUUAGAAAGGGGGGACGGGGGUGUUGUUAAAUUGUUGAAAAUUUUAAGGACUUAAUUUUUAUUGAUUUGUUUAAACAAAUGUCAGAUUUUUUCCUUUUGGUGAAUUCAUCAUUAAAAAUUUUUUGUAUCAGGGAGGUCACUUUGACUUGGCUGACAGAAUGUUUCAUAGUGUCAAAGAAAAUUGGAUGUCAGCAUCAAAGAACAAUAUGGCAGAUGUGAAAGAAUUAAUUCCAGAAUUCUUUUACCUCCCUGACUUUCUUCUCAACAAGAACAAUUUUGAUUUAGGUACACAAUUUAUAUAUUUAUGUCAACUGUAGUCAAAGCAUGCCAUUUUCUCACAGCAAUGAAUGCUUAUGGAACAUUGUCAAGAAUGUUUCUUUUAAUAAAUUGGCUUAAUUAUUUCUCUCUGGAACAACUCAACAUGUAGGUAUUCGUAAAAUUAUGCAAUCAAAAUCUAGGGUUUUCCAAAAUAAUUAUUUUUCUUUAUCAAAUAAAUGUUUUUGUAUCCUUUUAGGUAAAUAAUUUUUUAUAAUUAUUUUAAGAAAGAAUUUUUUUUUUUUUUUUAAAGGGUCAAAGCAAAAUGGCGUUGCAUUAGGAGAUGUAAUUUUGCCACUUUGGGCAAAAGGAGACCCAAAAGAAUUCAUUCGAGUUCACAGACAGGUGAGAACAAAGGGGCAUAUUUAAACAAAUAUAACAUAUGUCUAGGUUUUUAUAAAAUAAAAUACAAUUUAUAAUAUUAUUCAAUUUUUAGAAAGAGAAUCUAAUUUUUUUUCCAGGCUCUUGAGUGUGAUUAUGUCAGUGCCCAUUUACAUGAGUGGAUAGAUCUAAUCUUUGGCUACAAACAGUGUGGUCCACCUGCGGUGGAAGCAGUCAAUGUCUUUCACCAUCUGUUCUAUGAAGGAAAUGUGGAUAUUUACAGCAUUGAUGACCCCUUGAAAAAAAAUGCUACCAUUGGAUUCAUCAACAAUUUUGGACAGAUCCCAAAACAAGCACGUGAAUUUUAACCGAUCAUUAUUCAGACUGGUCUAAUGUUUAGUCUUAAAUGGUUGUUUUUAAGUAUUAAUCAUUGUUAAAAUAACGCACUCUCAAAAUGUGCCAUCAGAAUUUUGGCAUCAAGCAUAAGAAAAUCAUUACAAUAAUUUUUGCAUUUGAACUUGUUGCAGCUGUUCAAGCGUCCACAUCCACAAAAGAGACUAAACAUUCCUGUCAAUACUUUGUUCUUCCAUCAUGUUGACAACCUCAAACCAUCCAUGCAGCCAAUUAAAGGUAUGAUAGUUUAAUUCUUAGGUCUUUCUAUCAAGUCUUGUUUAUUAGUAUAUACCAAUAUAAUGAUUCCUAAGCAUAUGUUUUAUAUUCGUGUGUACAUUGGUCUGACCAGACAGUGCAAUUAACCAUGUAAGAGUAUUUAUUCAUAUGUUUUCUUAAUUAUUGGACAGAAUUGAAAGGUGCAGUGGGGCAAAUCCAUCACCUUGAGAAGUACUUACUGGCAGUUGAACAGAACAAAGUUCUGAUACCCCCUGGACACACUCGUCACCUGGCGUGGGGAUUCUCAGACCUCAGCAUCAGAAUUGGCCCUUAUGAAUCAGAGAAGGUAAAGUUAUUAUUAAGACAAUGAGAGUGUUGCCUAAAUAAUUUCUAAAUUACUUAAUCAAAUUCUCUAGCUUCUCUACAUUGGUAUUAUGACUCUCUGGUUGUUACAAAUGUUGAAGUUAUUUCAAAUAACCAUGUUGCCAAAACAAAGCUUAAUACUGGGGCACUUGGCCAUGUGUAGGAUAGGGCAGGUGCACCAUCAUCUUCAUGGGAGCCCAAGCUACACAAUAGUCCUUAUAGAAGCAUUGCUGCAUUACAUUUCAAUUUGGUCCAUAUUUAGUUAUCUAUUGCUUAUAUUAAGCCUUUUUCCCCCAUCCACAAUUUUUUAUAUUUUACAGGCAACGUUAGUUUUUGAAGGUCUUGACAAUGGAGAAAUUUUGUGUGCCUCAUGUCCUAAUGAUAAGAUCUUCAUUACUGGUGGGACAAGUUGUGUAAGUUUAACUUUAAGUUCACCCUUAGUUACAGGCUCUUUAUGCUGAUGGCCAUUAUGCAGUUAAAUUAUUAACACAUAAACUAGUAACAUUUAAGAAAGGCCAGUUGUAAUUUUAGCUUUAAAAUAUAAAAUCUCCCGAUUUAUGGGUUUAAAGUCCGAUUUCAAUUAAAUCUGUUGCUGCUAUUACUUUGGCUCUCAUACGCUCUAUAUGUGAAUCCGCAGGCUGAAACUUGUUCAGUUAUUGAACAAAAUUAAUAACAAUAUGCAAUUAAAUAAUGAGAUGUCAAAAAUAUAAGAUCUUUUUUGAGACAGGAUCAGAUGGGAAUAUUGGCCGUGAUCACUAAACUUUUCAUCGUUAACUCAGGUUGUAAAUGUUUGGGAAUACUCAAACAAAGAGCGCAAAGCUACACUUAAACAACCGUUGUACGGUCAUACAGAGCCCGUGACAUGCCUGACAUCGUCGGCAGCUUACAGCUUAAUUGUAAGUGGCUCCAGAGAUCGUACUUGCAUCCUGUGGGACAUGAGCCGCCUGGCAUAUGUCCAUCAACUGAGGGGACAUGUGGCGCCAGUUGCAGCGGUGGCCAUCAAUGACCUUACAGUGAGUGGCAAACAGAAAUCUGUCAAUUUUUAGGAAAAGAGAACAUGAAGCAUUAUAAAAGAGAAACGCUGUCAUUUAGAAUCAUAUUUAUUUUUCAUUUUUUAAAUGUUGAAAAUAAUAUCCAAUGCUUCAACUUCAUUAUUGAAAUGAAAAAUUAAAAUGAAACAUCUUUUUAUAAGCACUUGAAUAUUAUAUGAAUUUCUUUCAAGAUAUUCAUGAAAAAGAUAGUAGCCAUGGUACAUUUUAAAUUUGUUUGUCUUGUCUUACCUAACAACCUACAACUUUUUACAGGGAGAUAUAGCCACUUGUGCUGGCACAUUUCUACAUGUGUGGAAUGUCAAUGGGGAGGCAAUAGCCAGUGUCAAUACUUCCACUGGUCGGAAUCAACAAAUACUCUGUGUCUGUCUUUCACAGGUAAGUCUGGCUGUCAUAAAAAAAAUAAAAACAAAUAUCCUGCAUACUAGGUAAUUUUAAAUGCACUCUCAUGGUGGCAAGUGUUUGCAGAAUGAAUAGCCAACAUGACUGAAAGUGAUUCAUUGUGGCUGAAUGAGUCAAUGGUCCAAAUUCACUGCAACCCUAAGGAUGCUGCAAACUCUCCUAUUAAUAAAUGGUCCUCUCAAAACUAGAAUUAGUUAGUGACAUUUGCAGCAUUGAAAAGUUCAUACUUUUACAUGUCCCUUCAAUGUUCAAAUACUAAUUUAUAUAUACCCUAACCCCCCACCCUUAGCAUCCGUGACAGAAUCAGAAUAUGAUCCAAUAUAGACUUUUAUUAAUUGUGGAAUUUUCCCUAUUGUUCUUUUUAUCACUAGAUGAAUGAAUGGGACAACCAGAAUGUUGUACUCACAGGAAGCAGUGAUGGUGUUGUUAGAGUAAGUACCUAGAGGUCAAAUGCAUUUUUUAACCUUAUACUCUGAAGUUUUUUGAAAAUAUUUUGAUGUUCCUUGUUUUUUUUUUUUAUUGUUAUUUUAUUUCAUUAAAUUUUUGCAGUAAAAUAUCUAAUUCAUGUUGGGAUUAUUCCCAUUUUAAAAAAAAAAUCCGGCUGGGAAACUUUGGAUAUAAGAGUUUAUGUAGUCUAUGAAAAUCAUAAUUUAGCAUUUAUGUAUUUUGCACAUAAUUAAUUGAAAAAGCAGAAGGAAGAUUUUGUCCUUAAAAUAUUAUGACUGUGUUUUAUAGAAAGGAAGUAGACAAAUGUCUUUAUACACACAAAAAAUAAGGGUAUUUUAAAUAUAUAUGUUUUCCAUUCAAAUAAAUAAGAUUUUUAUGACAUUCAGAUUCUGCAUAAGAUAUUGUGUAUAGAGCUGACUAAAUUUUAAAAAAUUCAACCAUAUCUUAAAAAACUAGUGUUGUUAGGUAAAUCAGAUGCAAUUUUAGGAAUCAACGUCCAAAUAACACUAGGAACAGACCUAAAAGUCAUCUGACCUGUGUUAUAAAUAUGAUAAAAAUAGCAUGUUCUGAAAAAAAGUCACAUUUAUUGACAGAUGUGGAGUGUGGAAUAUGUUCAAGUUCCCAGAGAUACCGCUCCUGCAACAAAAGGCACAGCUAAAGAUGAAAGUUCAUCCCCAAAUUCUGCAACUUCUCAACCCAUAAAUACAGUCGGCAAAAUUUCCCGCCACAGCUCAAGUGAGGGAUAUACAGGAAUAAGAAAACUUUCUCGCCAUGAAUCCUGUGAUAGCUACAGUGAUGGGAAACCUGCAGUUGAUAUGCUCAAAGAUUUCAAAGACCCAGAUUUUCUAGCAGCCAUGGAUUGUGACCUUGGGUCAUCUGAAGAACAAGACAGUCCGUUUGCCAAAAGGCUAAGAGAUGAAGACACUUGGGAGAAGCGGAAGAGUGCAUACGGUUCCACUCUGAGCACCACAAGCAGUGCAAGUGAUUUGUACAAAGCCUCAGAAGAUGUCAUAAGUGUCCAGGAAGGUGUUGAAGUGGACAAGCACAGUCUAAAAUCAGGCAGUAAUGGCAUUGAUACUGCAGCUGAUGCCUUGGUUGAACUUGGCUGUGGAAACACUUCCAAUGAUGAGAGCAGCGGUGCUGAGACCAAGAGAAGUGUUGGAGACAGAAACUCCAUGUCAGAGGUAUGUAGUAGAUAUCGACACAUAUCAUUCUAAUGGAGCAAUCCUCAAUUUGGAGCAAACCUAUUCAUCUUCAAUUUUACGGCAGCAUACGGUCAAAAAGAAAGAGAGCACACAUUUAAAAUCAGAGUGAAGAAUGAAAUUUAUUUAUUACAUUUUUAUUAUUUGUUUAAAAAAGUCAUCUCGGAAAAAAAUUCAGUUAUAAAGUAGUACAGGUUGACGAGAUAAAAUCUAUAAUUAAGUUCAAAAUUGUAUGGGAAUGUCUAGGUACCAAACCAAAGGCAUUCUUCCACCACUGAGGCAAGUGAAAGUGACAUCACUCGCAGUGAAUCCUUUGAAAUGAUCAGUGAUGCAGAUGUAUCAGAAUCAAAGAAAAGAUCAAGCACAGCCACAGAGGAUUUGUUGAGGAAGUACAAGCCCAUUGGAAAAAAUACACUAAGAGAAGGUAUCUUGCACCAUGUUUAAGGUUUUGCUUUCAGCCCAUAACUUAUAAAGAAUUGCAUGAAAUUUACAAGUAGAUUAGUCAGUCUUGGACCACUUUCUAACUUCUCAUGAAAUAUUAAUUUAGAAAACUAACAGAAAUCUCAACUGAUCUUUCAUUUGUUUAUCAGGAUUUUGCUGGCAGAGACAGCUUGUGUUCCGCAGUAAAUUAACCAUGCACACAGCAUUUGAACGUAAAGAUAACAAGGAGCCUGCAGCUGUCACAGCAAUAGCAUUGUCCAAGUAGGUCAAAAUCUUAAUCUAUUCCUAUUAACAAUGUAAUUCUUUACUUUGGUGCCCACUAGUCCUUAUUUCAUCAACAUAAAAGACUUGGAUAUCUGUUUUAGUUUAUUUACCUUAGAAUCAUCCUAGUUUGUUUUUGGUUAUCUUUAACAUUUCCAAAACCAUUUAACCUGAUGUUCAAGCGUUUUACACAACCUUCCAAGCAUUAGUCCUAAUCACCUUCUAAAAUGAAUUUUAAAUAGCUUGUAUUACUUAUAUACAACCAUGAAGAUGAUGUCAAAAUAUUUAAUCAAAUUCUUUGCCCCUAAAGUCAAGUCUAGAAUCCAUGUGUAAGAAAAGGUUAGAUUGAAUUUUUCUCAGUUUACUUUCCCGAGAAGAAACAUGAACCAGACAUAAGGUUAGGUAACAUAUUAAACAACUGAUAUGAAAUUAGUAAAACAAAGUAAGGUUAAACCUGAAAAGGAGCGCAACAAAACAAUGAAAGUGUCGGCAGGAAGCCUUUGUCAGCGAACAAAACAGAAAAAGCAGAAUAAAAUUAAAAUUAAAAAAUAGCAAUUAGCUGAGAAGCAGUAUCCAAGAGGGCAGCAAAUUACAUUUAGACAUUUUUUUUCUUUAAAGGGAUCAUAAAACAGUUUAUGUUGGAGAUGUUAAAGGAAGAAUCUGGAAUUGGACAGUAACCAGCCAGCCUGGUCGAGUCGUUGCUGACCACUGGGUCAAAGACGAUGGUGCUGAAUCCUGUCCAACAUGUGGGGUCAAAUUCUCCUUUGCAGAAAGGAGACACCACUGUCGGAAUUGUGGGAAUGUUUUCUGCUCAAAGUAA